UCGACUCCUCUGCCUCAUCCGAUUUCUUAUCCCUUCCACUCCACCGCCUCGCAACACCACCAGCCCACUUUCCCAUGGCGACGGCGCUCACCAUGCUCAUCCCCUCUUCCCCUUCCCUCGCCCCGGUCAAGCUUUCCUCCUCCGCCGCCUUCUUCGGCCCCACCAAGGCUGUGGCCGCAGUGCGCCCGCGCAGAGCCGGCGCGGCCGUCGCCGUGGUGCGCGCCUCGUGGAAGGAGAAGGCCCUGGCGGUGGCAGCUGCCGCUCUGGUGGUGGCUCUUCCGGAGGUGGCGGAGGCGGCGCAGCCUGGGUUCUCCCCCUCGCUGAAGAACUUCCUGCUCAGCAUCGUCUCCGGCGGCGUCGUCCUCGCGGCAAUAGGAGGCGCCGUCAUCGCCGUGUCCAACUUUGAUCCGGUGAAACGCACUUAAUUAAUUAGAUUGAGAUGAUGAAGGACUCAACGCCUCCUUACGAAUGAUCAAUCUUUGUGAUAUGUAUGCUGUACUCUGUUCCUUCUCCUCGCUUAAUAUGUUCUUUCUUGUAUGAAUUAUUAUAAUAAAAGUUUCAUAAAUUUUAAAGCA
Zingiber officinale is the source of this 575-nucleotide messenger RNA. RefSeq lists its product as uncharacterized. Gene Ontology annotation, cellular component: photosystem II; membrane. Gene Ontology annotation, biological process: photosynthesis. The coding region runs from base 75 to 425 and encodes 116 amino acids. Lineage: Eukaryota; Viridiplantae; Streptophyta; Magnoliopsida; Zingiberales; Zingiberaceae. The transcript has a single exon. The record is from RefSeq and is a predicted model, not a curated record.